Messenger RNA from Chenopodium quinoa (quinoa), 1521 nucleotides. Its product is annotated as E3 ubiquitin-protein ligase RGLG3-like. Bases 177 to 1286 code for a protein of 369 amino acids. Lineage: Eukaryota; Viridiplantae; Streptophyta; Magnoliopsida; Caryophyllales; Amaranthaceae. The record is from RefSeq and is a predicted model, not a curated record. The transcript has 12 exons.
GCUAUGCAACGGUAUGAUUCUUGUACUAAUCUUUAAUUCUUUACCAUGAAAAAUAAAUUUGUGGUAAAUUAGAAAAGUUUGAUUCAAAAAAAAGAAAAGAAAAGUCUGCUUCAUGUAAUUAUUAGCACUCUCAACUCUCUCAUCUUCAUUAUCUUGUUUAACUUCAAGGAAUUUCUAUGUCCAUCACUCACAGCCUCAAAGGCAAGCAACUGCCUACGUUUAUAGCUGACAACUUCAACUCUCUGGAUGAGGUCACAGCGGCUCUGAGAGAAGCUGGCCUCGAGUCAUCAAAUUUGAUACUUGGUAUUGAUUUCACAAAGAGCAACGAAUGGUCGGGAAAGUAUUCAUUCAACCGAAGAAGCCUUCACGCAGUUGGUCGUGAUCCAAAUCCCUAUGAGAAAGCUAUUUCUGUAAUUGGCCGAACUUUAUCUCCUUUUGACGAUGACAACUUGAUACCUUGUUUUGGAUUUGGUGACGCAACAACCCGUGACAGAAGUGUUUUUAGCUUCUAUCCUAAUCAUCGUCCUUGCAAUGGUUUUGAGGAGGUGCUUGCACGAUACAAAGAGAUUGUUCCGUACAUCAGGUUAUCAGGACCUACCUCAUUUUCCCCUAUCGUAGAUGCGGCAAUUGACAUAGUGCAAAGCAGCAAUAUGCAAUAUCAUGUCCUGGUGAUCAUCGCAGAUGGGCAGGUAACCAGUACUCCUGAUUUACAACCUGGAAAGCUUAGUCCCCAAGAACAAGCAACAGUCAAUUCUAUUGUUCUUGCCAGCAAUUAUCCACUUUCCAUUGUUCUGGUUGGUGUUGGUGAUGGACCCUGGGAUGCCAUGCAAAAGUUUGAUGACAAUAUUCCUCAUCGGGCAUUUGACAAUUUUCAGUUUGUGAAUUUCACUAAGAUAAUGUCGGAGAAGAAGGAUAUGUCAAAGAAAGAAGCAGCAUUUGCUCUUGCUGCAUUAAUGGAAAUCCCAUUUCAGUACAGAGCCACCCAACAGCUUGAAUUUAACAAGAGUAAGCAUUUGAAUGAUGGUCCUCGAAAUAAGCCGCUUCCUCCUCCGCAUGAAGUGAUAGAUCAUGAUAAUUCGAUCAAACAGGCUGCUCACACUUCUUCCUCUGCAGAACCAGUGGAUUUUAAUGUUCCUUUGGAGCAGUGCUGCCCAAUUUGCCUGACAAAUCCGAGAAACAUGGCGUUUGGAUGUGGUCAUUUGACAUGCAAGGAUUGUGGUGAAACACUUUCGACAUGUCCACUGUGUAAGCAGCCCAUCACAACACGCGUGAGACUGUAUAGUUGAAAAUUUCAUCGAUGUAGCAGAAUCCAUCACAAUAAUAAUGUGAAGCGUAGUAUGGUUUGUAUCUGUAAUAUUUGUUUUAUUUAUAGUAAUUGGAAAUUAUGUUAUUUGUUGUGAUCAUUGAAAUUCUUGAUAUGUCAAUACCAGACAUUGUAAAUUUGUAAUACUGUGUGAGCUUUAUGCAGCUUAUAAUGAUUCCCAAAUAUAUAUAUCACACUAUGCGUCGUUCUGAAUUAAA